This is a messenger RNA of Manis javanica (Malayan pangolin), 3967 nucleotides long. RefSeq names its product centrobin, centriole duplication and spindle assembly protein (gene CNTROB). The record is from RefSeq and is a predicted model, not a curated record. Lineage: Eukaryota; Metazoa; Chordata; Mammalia; Pholidota; Manidae. Gene Ontology annotation, cellular component: centrosome; centriole. Gene Ontology annotation, biological process: centriole replication; centrosome separation; mitotic cytokinetic process.
UUUCCCAACGGUUUUGAGAUUGGGCAGGGCGUGAGAGCGGGGGAUCUUGAUCUGCCCGACGGGGGCUCAAGGGAGGGGGCAAUCCCUUGUCCCCAUCUUGGCAAAUUGCGGGGCCAAGGGCUGGAGGUGUGGAGAAUAGUCGGAACGGGCUGGUCAGAGUAGAGGAUCUCGGGCUAGGCUUGAGGGCGGCGUACGUUUAGGGACGUCUGAGGGUGUGACAGUGUUCUCAGUUUCUUUUGGGCUAGUCAAGAGGGAGGGAUUCUGGGGAGCCUUACUAUGGCUUUCUUGCCAGGAGGGGUCGGAACGGAUAUACACGGGGGUUGACGGUGUGUAGAACGAGUGCGGUGGGCGGCGGGGUGUGUGGAAGUAGGGAGCGGAGGUUCCUGCCUCUCUGAGAUUGGAGCCAAUUGAGGGGCCAAUAUAGCAGCUGGACGGAAAUUAGGUCCCUAUUGGAUUUGGGUCCUUUUCAUUUUGCGCCCUCUGGAUGUAAGAACUUAGUUCAGUCGACUAGUGAUAGCCAGUGCCAGAAGUUCAUCGGCAGCUUUCAUCACUCCAGAGAAACUUCUGUGGUGCUGUUCCUCACAGUAGAUUUUUUUGUCCUCACCCCGUCGUUGCUGCACCCUUCUUUUCCACUGUUCCCAGGAGCUGUGGAUAGAAAUGCUUUUGCCCUCUCCCAUAGCCUCUGGAACCGGCGGAAACCUCUUCUAACCAGAAGGCCUUUAUACCUUUAUUCACCAAGGAUCCUUGGCUUGGAGUCUUCCUCCUCGCUCUCAAAUCUUUCUUCUGUACUUUUCUGCCUGGGCUUUCCAAAAAGAAGAACCAAGAGUUCCCAGCUCUGCUGUCUCCAGUUGCCUCUUCCCUGUACUCAUGGCGACAUCAGCUACCAGCCCCAGUUCACCUCUCUGCUCUGAAGAUCUCUUGAGUGAUUCAUCAGAAGCCCCUGGGCUGAACCAAGUGUCCUCUGAGGUGACCUCCCAGCUCUAUGCUUCUUUGCACCUCAAUCGCCAGGCAGAGGCCACAGCCCGAGCCCAGCUGUAUUUACAUUCCAUCUCCCCACCUCCUCACGAGGUGUUAGAUGGCCUGGCCCAAGAGCUGGGUCGCAGCUUGUCAGUUGGACUGGAGAACAACUUGAAGAAAAAGGAUGGUUCCAAGCAUAUCUCUGAGAUGGAAAUUGUUCGGAGUCAACUGCAGAGCAUGCUCCAAACCUCCCGUGAUGCAGCUUAUCGGGAUCCCCUUACUCCAGGUGCUGGCUCAGAGAGACGGGAAGAGGACUCCUUUGACAGUGACAGCACAGCCACCUUGCUUAACACCCGGCCCCUGCAAGAUUUAACUCCAUCUAGCUCAGCCCAAGCCCUGGAGGAGUUGUUUCCCCGCUACACCAGCCUUCGGCCAGGGCCCCCACAUAAUCCCCCGGAUUUUCAGGGCCUGAGAGAUGCACUGGAUUCGGAGCAUACCCGUCGGAAGCAUUGUGAGCACCACAUCCAGAACCUACAGACCCGAGUGCUAGAGCUUCAGCAACAGUUAGCUGUGGCUGUGACUGCUGACCGCAAGAAAGAUAUCAUGAUCGAACAACUGGACAAGACUCUGGCUCGAGUGGUAGAGGGCUGGAACCGGCAUGAAGCUGAGCGGGCAGAGGUGCUUCGGGGACUCCAGGAGGAACGCCAGGCAGCUGAACUCACCAGAAGCAAGCAGCAGGAGACAGUAAUCCACCUGGAACAGAGCCUUUCUGAGGCCAUGGAGGCCCUGAAUCGUGAGCAGGAAAGUGCCAGACUGCAGCAAAGGGAAAGAGAGAUGCUGGAAGAGGAAAGGCAUGCUCUGACCCUGACCUUGGAACUGGAACAGCAGCGGUGCCAGGCGUUGCAGGAAGAACGGGAUGAGGCUCGGGCUGGGCAACUCAGUGAGCAUCGACAGCUCGAGACACUUCAGGGUGCCCUAGAAAAAGAACGUCAGACUUGGGCCCAGCAAGAGCACCAGCUUCAGGAACGCUACCAGGCCCUGCAGGAGAAGGGCCAGGCGCAGCUGGAAGGGGAGAAGGGGAACACCCAGAGGGAGGCCCAGGCAGCCCGGGAGGCUCAGCAGCAGCUGGGGUUGGCCCAGUCAGAGGUGCAGCGGUUGGAGGGAGAGCUGGAUACAGCUCGGAGAGAGAGAGAUGCCCUGCAGCUGGAAAUGAGCCUGGUGCAGGCCCGGUUUGAAAGCCAGCGGAUCCAGCUGGAGUCGGAGCUGGCUGUGCAGCUGGAGCAGCGGGUGACAGAGCGGCUGGUGCAGGCUCAGGAGAGCAGCUUGCGGCAAGCAGCCUCCCUGAGGGAGCAGCACAGGAAACAGCUGCAGGACCUGAAUGGCCAGCACCAGCAGGAAUUAUCCACCCAGUUGGCUCAGUUCAAGGUGGAGAUGGUGGAACGAGAGGAAAGGCAGCAGCAGGUGGCUCAGGACUAUGAGCUCAGACUGGCCCGGGAGCAAGCACGCACCCGUGAACUGCAGAGUGGCAACCAGCAGUUGGAGGCACAGCAGGCAGAGCUGGUAGAGCGGCUUCAAGCCAUGCUGCAGGCCCACUGGGAGGAGGCCAGCCACCUGCUCAGCGCCAGCACCCUGCCUGCUAACCCCCCGGUAGGUACCCAGGUUCCUACUACCAGCGAUUCCAGCCCGGGGCCUCAGGAAGCAGAGAAGGGGGAGAGGAGGAUCUGGACUGUGCCGCCCGUGGCUGUGGCCCUAAAGCCUGUAUUGCAGCAGAGCAGGGAAGCAAGAGAGGAGCCGCCAGGAGUGCUGCCUGUUCUCUGCAGCCCCUCCCCAGACCUUAGCCUCCUGCUGGGCCCCAGCUUCCAGAGCCAGCAUUCCUUCCAGCCCCUGGAGCCAAAGCCCGAUCUGACGUCAUCCUCAGCUGGGGCCUUCCACCCUAAUCACAGGGCAGAACGGCCAUUCCCUGAGGAAGAUGCUAGAUCCGAUGGGGAUGGCUUCCUAAAGCAAGGGCUGCUGCCCCCUGCGCAGCUGGAGGGCUUCAAGCAUUUUUUGCACCAGCUGCUGGAGACAGUGCCCCAGAGCCACGAGAACACCUCUGUUGACCUGCCUCCUAAGUCUGGUCCUCUGACCAUCCCAUCUUGGGAGGAAGCCUCUCGAGUGCCACACCUCCCACCCCCCGUCCAUAAAACUAAAGUGCCCUUAGCCAUGGCAUCUAGUCUUUUCCGUGUCCAUGAGCUCCCCUCAACCCAGUCACAGAGCAGUGGCCCUGGAGAUAGCUCCCCAGAGAGAGGUGGAGAUGGGCUCGCAUCCCCCAGGCAGCUGGCGGAGGUGUCUCAGCUCUUACGUCUCUACCAGGCACGGGGCUGGGGGCCGCUGCCUGCCGAGGACCUGUUGCUCUACCUGAAGAGGCUGGAACGCAGCGGGACGGACAGCCAAGGGGAUAACGUCCCCAGAAGGAACACAGACUCCCGCCUGGAUGAGAUGCCCCGGAAAGAGAUUCCCUCCCAGCCUCUCCCUCGCCGCCUCACCACAGCCCCUAAGACUGAAAAACCUCCAGCACGCAAGAAAAGUGGGCACCCUGCCCCUCCUGGCAUGAGAAGCCGGGGGGGCGUCUGGAGAUAAGCCCCUUGCCCUUUCUCUUCUCCUUUGUUCUUGCUAUUUUAACAAAUGCUCAAUAGUCUGUAUUGGAGUCUCUGACUCCAGAAUUUGAAAAACAGAGGUUUUAGAAGAAACUAUGGUAUAAAAAAAACCUUUUUUAUUCUGUUAGAGUAUGUUUUUUGUAUGUUAUAUGUUUCUGUUUUAUAUUCUAUGGAAAAAGACAUGAAUGCUGUGAAGGAAAGAUGGUCUGUGGCCAGGUUCAAGGGUAAAACCUGAAGUGAUUAGCUCUGACUGGUCGUGGAAUUUUGGGUAAUAUUUAUUUUCUUCUUUAUACAUUUCUGUACUUUCCAAAUUUUAUAAAAUGAGUGUCAGUUAAUAAUCAGAAAAAAAUAAACUUGUAAUAAAGAAGUAAAUU